Arachis ipaensis is the source of this 2809-nucleotide messenger RNA. NCBI's taxonomy places the organism in Eukaryota, Viridiplantae, Streptophyta, Magnoliopsida, Fabales, Fabaceae. The record is from RefSeq and is a predicted model, not a curated record.
UUAAAAAUUUUCUUUCUCUCUUCUCAUCUUCUUCGACACUCCCCCUCCCCCUCUGUUCUCCUUCCCUUUCAUUUUCUUUCAAAAAAAUCAAAAUGUAAAACCCUCAUUUCUCUUCUCUUACCAACUAGAUUUCUUCAUCUCUUCUCCUUGCAACCAACCACUCAAUAUCAUCAAAUUCACCUUCAUCAUCUUGCUUCCUUUUUCUUCUCUAUUCUAUCUCCAUUUAUUCAAAUCUCAUUUUCUCAAAAUCUCCAAAUCAGAAAAUUUCAACUUAAUGAGUGAAGGAAGCAUUCAACUUUGAGUCCCGGUUAUUAUUGAGGCUUCAAGAGUUGUAGAAUUAUUGGACAUCAUUGGGUAGCUCGUUGACGCGCUCAGAGUUGCUUCCGGUUCUUUGGAAUCAAGUUAUGCAUCUGGCUCAGACCUCAGCUAGCAGGGGCGUUGCUAGCCUAACGUGUAGGCCACACGUUGGAUCUGUUAUACCGUACGGGCACACUAGAGGAAAGGCCUACCCUUAGAGGUGGAGCCGCCCUAGAUACAGGAGUUAUUCCAGGUUCCAUUCCACCUGCCCCUCAGUAGAUCUUAGUCAUUUUGGUGGAAGAUGCCACCUAAGAAAAGACGUGGUGGAACUGUUGGUGCUCCUGAUACUGCUGAAUCCAAUAGGGCAGUUUCUCCGCCACUUGGAGCGCUUCGACAAAGGCCAAGGAGCCAAAGGAUAGCUGAUAGGCGCAAAGGAGAGAUACCCCGCGAGAGAGUUCAAGAGAACCCCGCAGUAAGAGAGGCUCAACCGGACUUAGCAGCUGAAUUGAGGGGAAUGAAUCAAACUCUUAAUGCGGUGUUACAUGUUCUAACAAAUCAAAAUAGGGUGAAGCGAGACUUCCUAAUGCGCCAAAUCCUCAGCCUCAUAGGGUUCAUCAAUUGUUUGGGGAUCAAGAGCCGCCAAUUGAAAAGUAUUUGAAGUUGAAUUCGUCCACUUUCAAUGGAGAUUCAUUGGAUGAAGAUCCACAACAAUAUCUAGAGGAUGCAAAGAAAGCUAUUCGAGCUCUCAAGUGCACCAAAGAAUGGGCUGUUGAGUUAGUAUCCUACAACUUGCGUGGUUCAGCAAGAUAUUGGUAUGAGUCUCUUCUUGAGAGCAAAGAAGUAGCUGGACUUCCUCCUCCUUCUUGGGAAGAGUUUACUGAAGAGUUUCUUGCUCGAUUUUAUCCAGCUAACAAGCAAGCAGAAGAUGCAAUUGCCUUUGAAAGAUUAAGGCAAGAGAAUAUGACAGUGACUGAGUAUGCUAAGGAGUUUACUAGACUUUCUAAGAGUGCUCCGUACUUGGUGAAUUCAAAAGAGAUGAAAGUUCGUCGUUUCGUUCGUGGAUUGGCAGAACCUAUGUUCACUACUCUUAUGCCUGAAGUCGGACGUAUGUCUUUUAAGGAUGUCCUAAACUCUGCCUAUGGAAUUGAAGCUGGGAUAGCGGAGAGAAAUGCUUUUAAGGAUGUUGGUAAGAAGCCCAAGAUGAAGGGACAAUUUUCUGGUGGAUCUAGUUUAGGAGGAUUUCAGUUUCAUCAUGGUCAAACUAAUCAGCAAGGUUAUUCGGGGUAUCGAGCUCGUCCUCAAGCAUCUUUUGGUGGGGUUGCUUCUUCUGGAUCUGCUCCCAUGAGUGUUUCGAAUCCCAGAUAUUUUGUUAAGAGCACCUCUCAAUCUAGUGCACAGGAUUCAAAUCAGACAAGGCCAGCUCAGCCCUAUUGUCUUCAGUGUGGAAGUUACCAUUCCGGUAUAUGUUUCAAGGCUACUGGUGCAUGUUUUGGUUGUGGUCAAUCUGGUCAUCUUAGGAAGGAUUGUCCAAAUCCUAGAGGAGGCUUUGCUCCAGGUAUUGCACGUCCUACAAUACCAAUGCCAUCAUCUUCAGCUAUGUCUAUUGGAAAUUCUUCUGGUCCUAGUGGCAGAGGAGCAGGUGGCAAAGGUCAGACCUAUAACAGAGGAGGGAGCCAAAGAGGAAGAGGUCAGGCACGUGUGCAUGCCUUAACACGUCAAGAUGCUCAAGCUUCUCAUGCUGUGGUGGCAGGUACUUUACAAGUUUGUUCUUUAGAUGCUCGAGUGUUAUUUGAUACGGGUUCUCAUUAUUCAUAUGUAUCUCCACAUCUUGCAUCUCGUUUCGAUAAACAACCUGAACUGUUAUCCCACCCAUUUCAUGUUGGCACUCCGCUUGGAGUCUCCACGAUGGUUCGAGUCGUAUUUCGGUCUUGUGUUGUUAGAAUUAAUACCGUUGAAACCUUAGCUGAUUUGAUCUUUUUAGAACCAAUGGAAGAUAUUGAUGUCAUCUUAGGCAUGGAUUGGUUAGCAGCUUGUCAUGCUGAUGUGGGCUGUUACUCCAAAACUGUGAAGUUUGACAUACCGGGUAUCUCACCUUUUGUUUUUAAGGGUGAUGACUGUCCCACUUUAGCUAGCAUCAUCUCAUCUAUGAGUGCUAUGCAAUUGAUGGAUAAGGAAAACCAAGGAUUUCUGGCAGUUGUUAGAGAUGUUGAUGCCGAAGUGCCUAGUCUUGAUCAGGUUCCUAUUGUUAGAGAAUUCCCUGACGUGUUCCCUGAUGAGCUACCGGGGAUGCCGCCUGACCGUGAAGUUGAGUUUUCCAUAGAAUUGGCUCCGGGAGUCCAACCUGUGUCCAUUCCUCCCUAUCGUAUGGCUCCAACUGAGUUACGAGAAUUAAAAUUUUAAUUGGAAGAUAUGCUAGAGAAAGGAUUCAUUCGUCCUAGCACUUCUCCGUGGGGAGCUCCUGUUCUAUUCGUAAAGAAGAAGGAUGGAACGAUGCGACUAUGUGUGGAUUAUC